Messenger RNA from Drosophila suzukii, 6470 nucleotides. NCBI's taxonomy places the organism in Eukaryota, Metazoa, Arthropoda, Insecta, Diptera, Drosophilidae. The record is from RefSeq and is a predicted model, not a curated record.
CGCUCGUUCAGUCCACCUCCAGCCGCACAUUUGUUGACUUGUCCGUCGCGUAGUAAAAUUCGUAUCGGAACCCAGUUAUUUGUGCAGUGGGACUGUGGAAAAUGUUGUAAUUUUACCACGAUAGCACGGCCAGUGAUCUAUUCGAAAAAAGAGGAAGCUGAGCUGUUUUCCCAUCUCUGUCUGGCACACGCAACUAUGCCUGCGCCUUGCUAUUGGAAUAGUUGAUGUUGCAACUGGCGUAGAGUAAUCGAGUGCCCAUCAUGUCGGACAAGGUGAGCACAUCCUUGGCAGCCCAACUGCAUUCCCAUGCCCUGGCAUCGGCGGAAGGUAGUGGUGGUGUUGGUGGAGUGAGCGCCUGCCAUGCCAGCACCGAUAAGGACAUCCAUGCUCCUCCUCUUCAGUUCGAAAUGGACGCGCCGGCGGCUGCGAUCAGUGCCCAGCUGAAUUUCAAAAUCGUGCCCGCCGACAGUUUGCCCGGGCUGAGCUACCAGGACAUGUUCGCCUCCAUGAAUACAUCACAAAUCUCCAAUGCCUCCACGGAGUCCAGCUGCAGUCCGCCCAUUCAGGGCGCGAUACCGCCUCCAAAGCCCAGUCGUCACAUGGCCGUGCAGCCGCUGAAUAGCAAAUCCUGCCGAUUUCCCAAGCUAGAGGAGUGCGCCCACUUCCACUACGAACGGGUCCAGCUGGGUCCGCUCUCCGUGCAGCUUUUGGAUGACAAAUCGGAGCACAUGGGCAGUAGUAUUGCCUCCCAGUCCAUCGGCGGUGACCUGCCGCACAGCUCGCUGCGUAGCUUCUCCCCGAAGAGCUGCUGGUUCAUCAUCCGCGUGUGCCCACAGCGCUGCGAACCGUUCCUGAUCAAGCGGAGCUUCGAGAACAUGCAGCUGCUGGACGAGAUGCUCCACCGGUGCGUGUAUGACCGGAAAAUCAGCGGACUGCGCAAUAUGGAGGAACUGGCAGCCGAGCUGCCCAGCGAGUCGGAUGUGGAGUACGCGGUGGCCAAGUACCUGGAGCGUUUCUCGAUGAUCGCCUCCGAUUCACUGACCUGCGGCACGAUUCUCACUUGGCUGCAGCUGGACAACAAGGGCAGGCGACUCCCGCUGGCGGAUGGCGAGACCCAAAGGACUAUCAACACGCCGGCGGUUGGGGCUGCCUAUGGAGUGAGACGCUAUCAGGCCCAGGCUCCCGACGAGAUCAACAUCGAGGUGGGCGACAUGAUCUCCGUGAUCGAUAUGCCGAGUCCGGCGGAGUCGAUUUGGUGGCGUGGCAAGAAGUCGCAUCUCCAGAAGUCCCUAUACGAGGUGGGCUUCUUCCCACAAUCCUGUGUGGCCACCAUUGGCGACAAGGUGCCGAGGAAUUUUCCCAUGCCGGCUCCGCUCGUGGGUCACCUGGAUGCUUCACCUACUAAGCCAGUGCUGCGCAAGCAUGGGAAACUGAUCGCCUUCUUCCGUUCCUUCAUCCUGUCGCGACCAUCCCGGCGUCGCUUGAAACAGAGCGGCAUUUACCGCGAGCGCGUCUUUAACUGUGACCUGUCCGAGCACCUGCUGAACAGCGGCCAGGACAUACCCAUGGUCCUCCGCUCCUGCGCGGAGUUCAUCGAGAACUAUGGCGUUAUAGACGGAAUAUACCGGCUCUCUGGCAUCACCUCCAACAUCCAGCGUCUGAGGCGUGCCUUCGAUGAGGAGCGUGUGCCGGAUUUGGGUAAUCCGGAGAUGAAGCAGGACAUCCAUGCGGUCAGUUCGCUGCUCAAGAUGUACUUCCGUGAGCUUCCCAAUCCUCUGUGCACCUACCAGCUGUACGACAACUUUGUGGAGGCUAUACAAGUCAAGGCCGACGAGGCGGAUGAGAGAUUGCGACUCAUGAAGGAGACGGUGCUUAAGCUACCACCGCCACAUUAUAGAACUCUUAAAUAUCUGGCCGAGCAUCUGUUUAAGGUGUCCCAGCACCACGAACGCACUGGAAUGACGGACAAGAAUCUGGCCAUUGUGUGGGCUCCGAACCUGCUGCGCUCUCCCGCCCUGGAGUCAGGGGGCGUUGCUGCUCUGCGAGGCGUGGGCGUCCAGGCGGUGGUCACCGAGUACCUGAUACGGAAUUGCCAUAACAUCUUCGACGCUCUGGAUGAUCAUCCUUCGCGGCAGAGCAUGGUGGCGAGUGCUGCGGCAGCUGCAACUACGGGUGGAGAGCUGCGUUUGGAAUCGCUGACAGAUUGCGAAAGUCUGCUGGUGGAGCAGCGGGAGCAGGAUCAAUCAUUGGGCAUGGUGGAGCGACCCAAGAGCUUAAGCACUGGUGGAGCCAAGUUGAUAAGUCUGGAGGAGGCCCAGGAGAGGCAUUCGCGGGUAGAUGGCGCCGACCUCAAGCAGUCACUGCCCAUUAGCAUGCUUACCAGUACGAGCAGUAAUGCCGCUUCCAAUAUCGGCUCCUAUAUCGAAGUGGGCGGUGGUCCGUCUAGCUUGCCAGAUAAAUACCACACGGUGCUGUCGGCACCACGUAGCUGGCAAAAGCGUAAGCCGGACAAGACGCCCUCUUGGAAGUCGAUAUUCACGCGCAGUCAGCGGCAAGGCAAUCCCGAUCCUGGCCAGAAAAUCACCACAGAUGCCAAGGAUUCCGUUGCUUCGCGGGUAAGCUUCGUGCAGGCCUCGCAUGCACAUGCCAGCAAGGAACUUACGAAGCACGACAAACCGAAAUCCAUUGAACUCCUGGAGACCACGAGCAACGAGCGAGAUCCCAAGCCAAUGGACCUGUGCAUACGGUCCAAUUCGAUUGAUAGCCUGCGCACAGUGGGUCAUUCAAGGAGCGUUUCCCACGACUCCUACUUCGAUUUGCUGCAGUCGCCGCAAAGGGGACACAUGACCACCUGUCCGUCGCGGGAGCUCUCCGAACUGGGUCUGAAUUUCGAUCGCGAGGAGCCGGAAAUGCGCAUCUUCUCGGAGAGCGAGUCAUUGGUUAGCUCCCCGCGGGUGGGCAAGGAAAAUGUCCCACCUGCUACCGGCUGUGCCACACGUCGCAUAAUGCGCGCCCGGCCGGAGGAGUUCUCCAGCCAGACGAACAGUGUUAAUCCCAGUCCCAAGAAGCAGCCACGUCUCAAUCUCCUCUCCCCCAGCUCGGCUAGAACAAUGCCGCCACCGCCUCCACUAGCAGCUGGUGCUGCAUCUUCCUCCUGUGGCCACGAAUCUGCUGGAGCGGAGAACUGUUGCAAGCGUUACAAACUGGAAGAUCAGUUGUGCGACAUCCAAUUUAUUGACUGUGGAACUCCGGAAACUGUGCCCACCACCCAACAGCAGUUCGCCAGUGUUGAAGUGCAUCCACCACCGAAGCCGGCGAGGGCUGCCGCCCAAUCUCCCAUUUCGCCGUCGACGGCUGCAUCGGCCGGUUCCUCCACCCCGUCGACCCGCUACAGUUAUCCGUCGGUCCAACUGGGUGCCAAGCGAAAGGAGCAGCAGGCUGCCAAAGAGAGAUUUAGUUACCAGGGCACCUUCACGCAGCCAGGACAGAAGCAGGAGCCUCCAGCUCCUAGGGCAGUGCAUGCAAACAACACUGCUACUCUGAGGAAAUCACGAGUGGAUCCUGUCGAGCUUGAUGGCCAGAUCAAGCUCUCUGUGCCCACGCCCACAACUCCUGGCCGUAGUCCUCGUUACUCCCUUUUGUUGUGCGACACCGAAAGCUCUGAGAACAGUUCGGCGGUGAACACACCACAAUACGACAUGGAGCCCCUCAUGCUGGCUUCGGCCAUGUCCGGCGUAUCCGGAGUUUCUUCCAACAUGCAACAGCAGCUGCUUCUAGGAAUAGACACGGACAGCAUAUACCAGGGCAGCUCGCACGAGAGUCUGGGACAGCAGUUUAACAACAUCCAGGAUGCGGAACAACGUGAUAUGAAUGCUCUUAAGCGGGAGCUUUCUCUGGAUCUUCAGCCACUGCAAUCGCGCUUGCCACAGCCGGCGAAUCGAGCAGCCACAUUGCCGGUGAAGGAGCAUUUGCAGGCAGCGGCGGCGGCAGCCAUGUGCUCCUCCCCAAACAACUCCAAUUUCACGGACAACACUAGUCAGUCGGUGACGCCCAGCGAGUAUGGCUACCAGCAUUUGCAGCGCCAGCUGAGCAUGCACUCCCUGCUGGCCACCGACGAUAGUUCGCCGGUGUACGAGGACUUCGAACAGACUCCCGUCAAGAUGGUGCCCACCAGCCCCAUUAAAUCCACCAUUAGCAUCACAUACAAAUCGCCGGAGAAGGAGAAGAAACCUGCGCCACUUUUGGAGACCAAUUUCGAUGAGAACAUUGUCUAUGAGCAGGUUAAGUUGUUCCGCAACUCGGUAACCGAGGUGAAUCAAAUGCUACACGAGCGAUCCAGCCUAAAGCAGAUCGCCGAGGAGGAGCAGCAGGAUGGAGGUGCCUUUAGGGCGGCGGAGAUGACGCAGCAACUGUUGCAGCUGGAACAGGAUCAGCAGCAAGAGCAGCAGCAGCAGGAGGAGGAAGAGCCGGAGGAUGAGGAGCAGUCCCAGUUGCUCUACGAAAACAUUGAGCUGCGCAAACCGAAAACAGUUUACGAAAAUCUACGUGGCGAGGAGAUGAAAUUCAUCAUAGAAGAUCAAAAGCCGAGCAGUGAUAGAAUCGAACUCGAUAGUCUAGACAGUUUGCCGGACAACAUGGAACACGAGCAUACGUCACCCAGCAAGUCGCCCUCUUUCAGUGUCAAGGAGUUGGCCAACAAAUUCGAGAGUUCGCCGGUGGAGCAGCUGCCCAGCUUCGAUUUCUCAGUACGCGGCGGAUCGAUGAAGAAGCCCAACGAACUGAGCGUGCCGAAGGCUAUGCCGGCACCCGUGCCGCUCAAGAAACUUAAUAGCAGUGCCCAGAAGAUAACGCGCUCGCUGGAUGAGAAUGCCUUUGUCCGCGAGUUUGGGGGCAAGCAACUACAAGAUCUAUCUGUUUCGGGCAAGCUACCAGAGGUGAUGUCAGAGGUCAACAGCCGGCGCAAGAGUUUCGAUUUCACGCGACCCAAGACCCUGAAUCCCCCCAAGCGUUUGCCGGGUAUGAGCAUCACCGAGGAGAUUUGUCAGAAGCGUGGUGGCGAACCGGAGCCCAUUACGCCCACUACCGAGAAUCGCAUUUCGCUUAUCCAGCAGAAUAACAUGCCCAAGGAGCAGCAGGUGGCAGCUAAUCAGUUCCUACCUCCGGCGGGACGAAAAAACGUGUUAACCGGCGUGAUUCUGGAUCGCGAGCGGAUCGACAAAAUCAAGGAGGAGCGUCGUCAGCAGCUCACGCAAAAGUACUAUGGCGACACUCUAAAAUCUCGCUCGCGCACGGAACUCAACGCAGAAGACAACUUCCCGGCUACAGAAUCGCUGCGUAUCAAGUCCAAAUCCCGUGGCGAUAUGCACGCUCUGCAAAAGGACAUGGACAUGAAUCUGAAACAGUUGACCCGCGUGGCUGGUGGUGGGUCGGAGAGCACCCUCCACAUGGGCGUGGGCAUGGGUCAGGGUAAUGGACAGGAGCAGCUAGCACAACAGCGGGUGCGCAGGAUUUCGGACGAGAAGAAUCAAAAUUGUGAUACCAGUAAUGGUGGCGUGAGUGGAGUAACCGCCACCUCGCUGCUCAGCGUCAAGACGGCGGCCCAGAAAUAUGGAAGCACCAGCAAGGCGCCAGCGAAUAAGUUUGAGCGUGGCCAGCCCAUGCCGCGCGAGCGUUUGCAGCGGAACUCGUUGGCCGAGAGCACUUCAGGCACCAACAACAGAGAAAAGAUCUCACCACAAUUCUCAAUACGCGACGUGACAGCGAUGUUCGAAUCUCGUUCACAAAACCAAUAGGCUAAGGCAACUCUAGCAACUAAUUACAUCGAAAUAAUGAGACCGCUAUCUACAUAUAAUCACAGUUCUGGAGCAGCAGUGUAUAUAUGCGCAUAAAAGCAUAUAUAUUUUAUUUAGUUUUUAAUCAUUCACUUAAGCGCAUUGAAAUUCUCGAAAGUGUUAUUGAUAUAUACGGCGCAAGCGGCUCCAAAGACAUUCAGAUUUAUAACGCCGCGCCUAUUGCAGCAACAUUUAUAAUGAUAUAUACUGAUGAUAAUCAUACUGACGACGCUUUGCGCCUUAAAUCAUAUGCAAAAUUCAAUUUUGUUUUGAAGAAGCAUGAAGAGAGUAUAACUAAAAGACCAUCCACAUCAUACCCCGAAAGUCCCUCGAUCCUAAACAGUGCAUAUUGUUAUUGCAUUUUACGCGUUUCUUUGCAUAGGUGUUAAGUUUCAUUCGUUUAACCUUAAAAUAACAAAAACAGUGAAUUCAAACUGUUUGAAUUCAACUUUGAUUUGUUUUUGCGUGAUUCUUGUUUCCGCGACUAAAUUGUGACGACCAUGUAUCGGAGAUGAUAAUUUUCUUAAUUUAAAAUGAAAGCAUUUGCAACAACUUUGAGCAAGUUGUCUAAGUUAAUUAUUAUACGAUUAAUUUAUAUAUAUUUUUUAAAACAAUAAACUCAAUUGCAUUGUCACUCAA